Messenger RNA from Rotaria socialis, 1050 nucleotides. The record is from the annotation of a GenBank genome assembly. NCBI's taxonomy places the organism in Eukaryota, Metazoa, Rotifera, Eurotatoria, Philodinida, Philodinidae.
AUGUUUCCGUUCAACCAAUUCGUUGCAGCUCAAUACAGAUAUUCCAAAUUCGGGCAUGGAGGGAUUAAUCAACUUGGCGGAGUAUUUGUUAAUGGACGACCUUUGCCAGAUUCUGUUCGUCAAUCGAUCGUCGAUUUAGCUAAGCAAGGUGUACGCCCAUGUGAUAUCAGUCGUCAAUUACGAGUAUCACAUGGUUGUGUAAGUAAAAUUCUAGGAAGAUAUCAUGAAACAGGUUCAAUUCGUCCGGGAAUUAUCGGCGGAAGUAAACCAAAAGUAGCAACACCUAAAGUAGUCGAUGCUAUAAAUAAUUAUAAAAGCCAAGCUCCAACAAUGUUUGCAUGGGAAAUUCGAGAACGUCUGAUUGCCGAUGGAAUAUGUGAUGCAGAUAAAGUUCCAAGUGUUAGUUCAAUAAAUAGAAUUGUACGAAAUCGUGGCGGCUCAAAUAAUAGUUCGUCGCCAACAGCAACAACGACUGAAGAUGAUAGCCGAAGUCAUCCUAUAAGUGUAUCAUCGUCACCGAAUGUCUAUAGUAUUCAUAGUUUGCUUAAUCAUUCUCAAUAUGAAUAUUCAACUAUAAAACAACGUUCAUCAUCUCGUACAAACCAUCAUAAUGAUUUGUUGGAUCAAAAGCAUUUUUCAAUCGAACAAAUCGAAUUUUUGGAUAAAUUUUUCAAAGAUAACCCAUGGGCUGAUCAUGCACAAAUCGAAUCUAUUGUUAAACAGACAGGUCUUACAGAAUCAAUUAUUAAAGCUUAUGUUGAUCAACGUCGUGCUAAAUGGAAUGCAAUAUAUACAUCGAAUAAUUAUCUAAAUUAUAAUUCAAAUGAAUUUAUUCCAACAUCAAAUUCAACGCAAGCGUUAAUAAAAAAUGAUUUUGAUAUGACAAGCGCAGCAGCAAUAGCAACACCGUCACAAUCAUCGAAUGAACUAUUUUGUUCAUCCUAUCCACCACCGCCGCCACCACCCACUACAAAUUUUCCCAUGCCAGCUCACGCAUCAGAUUAUUAUGCCUCGUAUCCUUAUUCAGCCGAUUGGCGUUACAAAUUUUAA